Molecule: messenger RNA, 1595 nt
Organism: Daktulosphaira vitifoliae (grape phylloxera)
Lineage: Eukaryota; Metazoa; Arthropoda; Insecta; Hemiptera; Phylloxeridae
Gene: pths
Product: probable ATP-dependent RNA helicase DDX47
Exons: 8
Coding region: 122-1474 (450 amino acids)
Molecular function (GO): nucleic acid binding; ATP binding; RNA helicase activity
Source: RefSeq, a predicted model, not a curated record
UGUUAUUUUUUUAACACGUGAGAUUUAAUAUUAUUUAUUUUAAAACAAAUUUUAACGUUACUAAAUUUUCAUUUUUUUUUCAACAAGAAUAUUAUAGAAAAUUAAUUUUUAAUAUAUUAUUAUGACUGAUAAACAAAGUUCAGAAGUGACUCCAUUAACGUCCUACUCUGAAGAAACUCCGGUUACUUUUAAAGACUUGGGUGUCACAGAUGUAUUAUGUGAAACAUGUAAAUCUUUAAAAUGGAAUGAACCAACAAAAAUACAAAAAGAAGCAAUUCCUGUAGCAUUACAAGGGAAAGAUAUCAUCGGUCUAGCAGAAACAGGUUCAGGAAAAACUGGAGCUUUUUCCAUUCCUAUUUUACAAGCAUUACUUGAAAAUCCUCAACGCUAUUUUGCCCUUAUAUUAACUCCUACAAGAGAGCUAGCUUUUCAGAUAUCUGAACAAAUAGAAGCAUUAGGAUCAAGUAUUGGUGUGAAAUGUGGAGUCAUUGUUGGGGGAAUGGAUAUGAUGGCUCAAGCACUAAUGUUAGCUAAAAAACCACAUAUAAUAAUUGCUACCCCUGGUCGUUUAGUUGAUCAUCUAGAAAAUACUAAAGGAUUUAGUCUUCGAAAUUUGAAAAUAUUGGUUAUGGAUGAAGCUGAUCGAAUUUUGAAUAUGGACUUUGAAGAAGAAGUAGAUAAAAUUCUAAAAGUAAUACCAAGAGAAAGACGUACAUUUCUAUUUUCUGCUACUAUGACAAAAAAAGUUCAAAAAUUACACCGGGCUUCUUUAGUAGAUCCUGUAAGAGUGGAAGUAUCUACCAAAUUUCAAACUGUAGAACAAUUACAUCAAUAUUAUUUGUUUAUUCCAGUUAAAUAUAAAGAUGUAUACUUAGUUCAUAUUUUAAAUGAGAUGGCUGGAAAUUCAUUCAUGGUAUUUAUGGCUACUUGUAAUGGAACAAUAAGAGUUGCAUUACUUCUUAGAAACUUAGGAUUGGAUGCUAUACCAUUGCACGGCCAGAUGACUCAAAAUAAACGGUUAGCUGCUCUCAAUAAGUUUAAAUCAAAAUCUAGAUCAAUUCUUAUAUCUACUGAUGUUUCUAGUCGAGGUUUAGAUAUUCCACAUGUAGAUGUAGUUAUAAAUUUUGAUAUGCCAACUCAUAGUAAAGAUUAUAUUCAUAGAGUAGGCAGAACAGCUAGAGCGGGAAGAUCAGGAAAGGCUAUAACUUUAGUUACUCAAUAUGAUAUAGAAUUAUAUCAAAGAAUAGAACAGCUUAUUGGAAAAAAAUUACCACUUUAUCAAGUAGAAGAUGAUGAAGUAAUGUGUUUACAAGAACGGGUAUCCGAGGCUCAAAGAAUCGCUAAAAUGAAUAUGAAAGAUAUGGGUGAUAAAAAAGGAAAAAGAAUACUAGAUGAUGAUGAAGAAGGUGCUAUGGGAGUGAGGAAGAAAGUUAUAGGCAAACACAAGGCAAAAAAAUUUAAAAAGAGGAAAUAAACUCUACUUAAGUUUAAAAUGUAUUUUUAAGUAUUAACUUUAUCAUAAACCUUUAUAUUUUUAAUGAAUAUAAACCUUUAUAUUUUUAAUGAAUAAAGUUAAACUUUUCAUAAAAUUUCAA